CUCGCAACAAAAUAUCUCACCUUUCAGAUACGUCCACAGACCGGAACCACUAGUGAACCGGAAAUAGAAGAAACUGAUAGCGAUAUAGCGUACAAUGACGAAGAGCCCUCCUCAUCCAUUCCCCCUACGACCGUUUUUUCUGAGACUUCUCUUUCACAACAAUCUUAUACAAAUACUCCCAAAGUGGAUUUAUCUUUAGCAUUGGCAAAGGAAGUAGAGAAGCAAGCAUCUAAAUAUAUCAACCGUGAUAUCGCAUCAGAAGCUUCAAGAACAUAUCAAAUGGAUGUCUUGGCGGGAAAGAAAUUAAUAUACAAUAAGAUGGAUGUGUUGGAACUACAAAAAAAAGUCCUCUGUGUAUUGGUGUCAUUAAUAUCCAUAACUAUGACUGCACAAAAAUUUUUACCCGAUGACUUUAAACAUUUUGUCGCCGAUCAGCUACAAGACCCCGAAAUUGAAGCC
Messenger RNA from Ambispora leptoticha, 459 nucleotides. The record is from the annotation of a GenBank genome assembly. NCBI's taxonomy places the organism in Eukaryota, Fungi, Glomeromycota, Glomeromycetes, Archaeosporales, Ambisporaceae.